Trifolium pratense (red clover) is the source of this 1864-nucleotide messenger RNA. Its product is annotated as serine carboxypeptidase-like 12. Gene Ontology annotation, molecular function: serine-type carboxypeptidase activity; acyltransferase activity, transferring groups other than amino-acyl groups. The record is from RefSeq and is a predicted model, not a curated record. The transcript has 12 exons. Bases 153 to 1580 code for a protein of 475 amino acids. Lineage: Eukaryota; Viridiplantae; Streptophyta; Magnoliopsida; Fabales; Fabaceae. Gene Ontology annotation, biological process: proteolysis; secondary metabolic process.
AUAAUAGUGGUUCCAAUCUAUUGAUCCACCCACCGACAUUAUCUUGUUCCAAUACAAUAUUGUGAAUUAUUCAAGACUCACGAGUAGCACCCCCUGUCUCUCUUUGAUGUACCCCCCACAUCCCACAGUGAGAUCUUCAUUUCCAAGCUAAAAUGGCAACACUUAGUUCGUAUUACAAUGGCAAUAACACUACUAUGCUUAUCUUUGCGUUCCUAGUAAUAGUAUUACAAUCCACACAUAUUGUAUUUGCAACAUCUGAAUCAAAUAUUGUGAAGUUCCUUCCUGGUUUUGAAGGGCCACUUCCUUUUGUACUAGAAACUGGAUACAUUGAAGUAAGUGAAACUGAAAGAGAUGAGAAUGCAGAAGUGUUUUACUAUUUUAUAGAAUCUGAGAACAAUCCUAAACAAGAUCCUCUCUUGCUUUGGCUUACUGGUGGUCCUGGUUGCUCUGGCUUCUCUGGCCUUGUCUUUGAAAUAGGUCCACUAGCAUUUAAAAAUGAGGUAUACAAUGGGAGCUUACCAAAUUUGUUCUUGAGGCAACAUUCAUGGACAAAGGUGAGUAAUAUUAUAUUUUUGGAUUUGCCUGCUGGAACUGGAUUCUCAUAUCCCAAAACAGAAACUGCUGUUCAGCAAAGCACCUGGAAACUAGUUCAAAAUGCUCAUCAAUUUCUUAGGAAGUGGCUAAUUGAUCAUCCAAAAUUUCUAUCAAAUGAAGUGUACAUUGCUGGUGACUCAUACUCGGGCAUUCCUGUCCCAAUUAUUGUUCAAGAAAUUUCAUAUGAAAAUGAAGGUGGCCUUCAACCGCGGAUAAACCUCCAAGGAUACAUACUGGGAAAUCCCAUUACAACACCAAAAGAUGAUAAUUACCAAAUACCAUUUAAUCAUGCUCAUGCACUCAUUUCUGAUGAACUCUAUCAGUCACUGCAAAAGAAUUGUAAAGGUGAGUAUACAAAUAUAGAUCCCCAAAAUGCACUUUGUCUGAGAGUCUUCCAAUCCUACAAGGAGACUAUUUCAGGAGUGUCCGGGAUUCAUAUUUUGGAGCCGAAAUGCGAAUCUGAUUUUCAUACAGUUUCUAGUAGGAGACUUAUUGAUAAGGCUCGUGACAUUUUUAGUUCUUCUCUCACAAUGACACCUUUAUAUUGUCGGACUGAUGCAUAUUUCCUCAGUCCCUAUUGGGCUAACGACGAUAAUGUUCGCAAAGCACUGCACAUUCGAAAGGGAAGUAUAGGAAAAUGGAAGCGAUGUAACAACGACUUACCAUUUAAGCAUGAAACCCUUAACAGUUUUCCCUAUCAUGCAAAUCUUAGCAAAAAAGGCUUUCGUUCAUUAAUAUACAGCGGGGAUCAUGACAUGAGAGUUCCAUUCUUGGCGACUCAAGCGUGGAUAAGAUCUUUAAACUAUUCCAUUGUUGAUGAUUGGAGGCCAUGGUAUUCUAAUGACCAAGUAGCAGGAUACACGAGGACUUACUCAAAUCGGAUGACAUUUGCAACUGUGAAGGGGGGAGGACAUACUGCUCCAGAGUACAAACCUGAAGAAUGCUUAGGCAUGUUGACUAGGUGGUUAUCUAAUAACCCACUCUAGGAAUUAAUACACCAUCAUUGCAUAGCAUUGAUCUUGUCAAUGCCAAGCACUUUUCAUAAAUUAUUGUCAAUGCCAAGCACUUGUAUUGUAUAUAUCUAUAGAUUUUAAUUUCUUCAUAUUGCAAAUAUUCAAACCUGCAAAGUGUGUUGGACUGUUGGUGCACCAACUUUACUUUUACCAUUUCCUUCAGGGCAGGGGCAGUCUUAACCUUUGGGCAAGUAAAGUAAGGGCUUUAGACCCAUGGAUUGUAAAAAAUGACAAAUAUUGCUCUUUAAGCCCCUCAA